Molecule: messenger RNA, 1941 nt
Organism: Medicago truncatula (barrel medic)
Lineage: Eukaryota; Viridiplantae; Streptophyta; Magnoliopsida; Fabales; Fabaceae
Product: nucleolar protein 56
Exons: 8
Coding region: 89-1660 (523 amino acids)
Cellular component (GO): small-subunit processome; box C/D methylation guide snoRNP complex
Molecular function (GO): snoRNA binding
Source: RefSeq, a predicted model, not a curated record
CCCUAAACCCUGUUUGGCUUCAAUUUAUUUAUACCCCCUUUCCCUCACUCAGACACAUUUCUAGGGUUUUCGUUUUCGGCCAUCAACAAUGGCACUCUUUCUUCUCCACGAAACUGCUCUUGGUUAUGCCUUGUUCGAAGCUCAUGGAAUCGACGAAAUCGGUCAGAACACUGAAGCUGUUCGCAACUCUGUUACCGAUUUGAGCCGCUUUGGUAAGGUUGUUAAGCUUCGUUCUUUCAACCCUUUUACCUCUGCUCUUGAAAGUCUCGAACAAAUCAACGCCGUUUCUGAAGGUAUUAUGACCGAUGAGCUGAGGACUGUUUUGGAGACUAACUUACCUAAAGUUAAGGAAGGUAAGAAGGCAAAGUUCAGCUUAGGCGUAGCAGAGUCUAAGAUUGGUUCACAUAUACAUGAAGCAACUAAAAUUCCGGUUCAAAGUAACGAGUUUGUGGGCGAACUUAUUCGUGGUGUCAGGCAACAUUUUGACAAGUUUGUUGGUGAUCUCAAGCAAGGAGAUUUGGAAAAGGCACAGCUUGGUCUUUGCCACAGUUACAGCAGAGCUAAGGUUAAAUUUAAUGUCAACCGGGUUGACAAUAUGGUCAUUCAAGCAAUCUUCCUUCUUGACACACUUGAUAAGGAUGUCAAUUCAUUCGCCAUGAGAGUCAGAGAGUGGUAUUCAUGGCAUUUUCCUGAACUUGUGAAGAUUGUAAAUGAUAAUUAUUUGUACUGCAAAGUUGCAAAAUUUAUUGAGGAUAAGUCUAAGUUGGCUGAAGACAAAAUCGAAUCCUUAACUGACUUGGUUGGUGAUGAAGAUAAAGCAAAAGAGAUUGUAGAAGCCGCCAAAGCGUCAAUGGGACAAGAUUUGUCCCCUGUGGACUUGAUCAAUGUCCAUAUGUUUGCACAAAGGGUGAUGGACCUAUCUGAUUACAGGAGAAGGUUGUCUGAUUAUCUGAGCACUAAAAUGAAUGAUAUUGCACCAAAUUUGCAGUCGCUAGUUGGUGAUAGUGUUGGUGCUCGUUUGAUAUCCCAUGCUGGUAGUCUCACAAAUUUAGCUAAGUGCCCCUCUUCAACUCUCCAGAUUCUCGGUGCAGAGAAGGCUUUGUUUAGGGCAUUAAAAACAAGAGGAAACACUCCUAAAUAUGGUCUUAUAUUCCACUCUUCUUUUAUUGGUCGAGCAUCUGCCAGAAACAAAGGCCGAAUGGCUCGAUAUCUUGCUAACAAAUGCUCGAUUGCGUCACGAAUAGAUUGCUUUUCUGAAAAGGGUACAUCAGCAUUUGGGGAGAAACUCCGUGAGCAAGUUGAAGAGCGACUUGACUUUUAUGAUAAGGGAGUUGCCCCUCGUAAGAACAUUGAUGUGAUGAAAUCUGCUAUUGAAAGUGUUGAUAAAGACACAGAAAUGGAAACAGAAGAAGUUUCAGCCAAGAAAACCAAGAAGAAGAAGCAAAAAGCUGCAGAUGGAGAUGACAUGGCUGUAGAUAAGGCUGCAGAAAUUACAAAUGGUGAUGCGGAGGAUCACAAGUCAGAAAAGAAGAAGAAAAAGAAAGAGAAGAGAAAGUUGGACCAGGAGGUUGAAGUUGAGGAUAAGGUUGUAGAAGAUGGUGCCAAUGCUGAUUCAAGCAAGAAGAAGAAAAAGAAAUCAAAAAAGAAGGAUGCUGAAUAAACUAGAAUGGUUGCUGUUUCACCUGUUAUAUUUGUCAUGUUGCAGUUUUUGAUUGUGUUACAUUUUAGUUUUGCUUUGAACUUCUAACAGUUGCUGCACAUGUACUAUUGACUUUUGUUGAUUGCUUUUGGUUUAUUUAUUUAGAUGAAAUAUUUUGUCCUGCCAAGUUUCCCGGCAUGAUUAUAUAAUCUUAGUAGCUUAUGCACAGUUCUUGAUCUGUGAUUAUUAUUGGAAGGUUGAAACGGAAACAUACAGAUCAAUCAACUUUGUUGUUUAUCGAA